Parasteatoda tepidariorum (common house spider) is the source of this 913-nucleotide messenger RNA. Its product is annotated as heart- and neural crest derivatives-expressed protein 2. The record is from RefSeq and is a predicted model, not a curated record. Gene Ontology annotation, molecular function: RNA polymerase II transcription regulatory region sequence-specific DNA binding; DNA-binding transcription factor activity, RNA polymerase II-specific; protein dimerization activity. NCBI's taxonomy places the organism in Eukaryota, Metazoa, Arthropoda, Arachnida, Araneae, Theridiidae. Gene Ontology annotation, biological process: regulation of transcription by RNA polymerase II; developmental process.
CAGAACCCAUCCGAAUCCUGUACUUGUCAUACAGCAUGAGCCUAGUGGGAAAUUAUCAACAACUCUUUCGCAGCUCAGACACAACGGCCUAUCCUCAGCAUUAUUACGGCAAUCGUUACGACAUUGCAUCGGCAUCUCAACAAUCUCCUUCAGAUUCUUCAUAUUUAGGUUGGUCCUUCAGCAAUUAUAGUCCGGAUACAUCAAUUGAGUUUAUAUCACCCAUUCAAAACAAAGAAUUUUGUGUUGGAAGUGAACUGAGACCCGAAAGGGGAUACAAAAAACGCGUCACGGCGAACAGAAAAGAAAGAAGACGAACUCUUUCGAUCAACAAUGCCUUCGCAGAAUUGCGUGAGUGCAUUCCACACGUACCACAAGACACAAAGCUUAGUAAGAUCAAAAUUUUGAAAUUAGCGACGAGUUAUAUCGCCUAUCUCAUGGAUUUGUUGGCCCAGGAAGACCCACAUUCUGGACCGCAUGGGGGAUUCAAAGCUGAACUUUGUAAGAAAUAUGAGUCUAGAGAAGAAAGAAGAAAGCGAGAAAUAGCUAAUCUUGAACCUGGGCAAAAUAAAGACAGAAAAUCUAAAGGAAGAACAGGAUGGCCACAACAUGUAUGGGCCCUAGAACUCAAGAGUGAUUGAUGGAGGACACGCAAUUUCAUAAACAUGUUUGAAGGUUUGAACUGUGCAACCUUAAAAACUUUACAAAAUAAUAUUGUCGUAAUUAUUGGUAUUACGACAUUGCUAGAAAAAGGAACAGUUGUCUUCGUCAAUUUCUUAAAAAUGAGAAAGAAAUAAAAAGUACAUGGAUAUGUCAUGCAAGGAUGAUAAAAUAAUUUUUAUUUAUUAAUUAAUUAUUUAUUGAAAAGUGUUGCUGAAUGUUUGUUUUGUAGAUCGUUUGCUACCAAUUAUUUACC